AUGUGUUCGAAAUGUGCCUCAUUAGCCAAGCAGUCACUGGUUCAUAGUUACCACAGAAGUUUUAAUGGAUUUGCUGCAAAGUUAACCCCAGAAGAAGCUGCGAGAGUUUCGAAAAUGGAUGGAGUGGCAUCGGUCUUUCCAAACCGAAUUUUCAACCUUCAAACAACGAGGUCCUGGAAUUUCAUGGAUUUCGGCACUGACAAAUUUGGACCUGCACAAGAAGAAGACGUGAUUGUUGCACUUCUGGACACUGGCAUCUGGCCAGAGCAUGAAAGCUUCAGUGACGCAAACUUUGGCCCUCCACCAGCUAAAUGGAAGGGAACAUGCAAAGCUACUAAUUUCACUUGCAACAAGAAACUGAUUGGAGCUCGUUAUUAUAAUAGCGAGAACAUCUAUGAUAAAUCCGACAUCAAAUCACCAAGAGACACGAUUGGACAUGGUACCCACACUUCCUCGACUGCUGCAGGCCGAAAGAUUGAGGGAGCAAGCUAUUUAGGCCUUGCAGAGGGUGUUGCAAGAGGUGGAGUUCCCAAUGCCAGGAUUGCAAUGUACAAAGUCUGCUGGUCCUAUGGAUGUUUUGCUGCAGAUAUCCUCAAAGCUUUUGAUGACGCAAUUGCAGAUGGUGUUGAUAUCAUAUCUGUUUCCUUGGGAGCUACUGGUGUGCAAGACUAUUUUCAAGAUCCCAUUGCAAUUGGAUCCUUUCAUGCUAUGAAACAUGGCAUUCUGACCUCAAAUGCAGCAGGAAAUUCUGGUCCAAAUCCUGUAUCCGUCUCCAACUACUCACCAUGGUCGCUAACGGUUGCUGCUAGCACUAUUGACCGUAAAUUCAUAACUCAAGUAGUCCUGGGUAAUGGACAAGUUUUCAAUGGAAUUGCCAUUAAUAACUUCAACAUCACGGGUAAUGGGACGUAUACAUAUCCUUUAAUCUGGGGAGGAGAUGUAGCCAACUACACUGGUGGUUAUGGUCCAUUGUAUGGAAGCUAUUGCUUACCUGGUGCCGUGAAUUCUGAGAAGGUGAAAGGAAAGAUCGUCUUCUGCAGUGCCUUAGUUGAUGGUUUUGGCAUUCUGCUUGCUGAUGGUGUGGGUGCCAUAUUGACGGAUUAUGCAUCAUCCGAUGUUGCCUUCAAUUUCCCACUACCAACAUCAGCAAUCAGUCCAGAAGAUGGUGUAAAAGUUUUGGAUUAUAUAAAAAAUACAGUAAAUCCACUUGCAACUAUCUUGGUUGCUGAUACAUUUAAGGACGUCUCGGCUCCACUCGUGGCGUCGUUCUCUUCAAGAGGACCAAAUCCCAUCUCUCCAGACAUUCUUAAGCCUACAAUCACUGCCCCUGGAGUGGACAUCCUUGCUGCUUGGUCUCCAAUUGCUCCACCUUCGGUCUAUACCGGCGAUAAGAGAAGUCUUUACUACAAUGUGAUCUCCGGGACAUCCAUGGCAACCCCUCAUGCUAGCGGUGCAGCUGCCUAUGUCAAGGCUGCUCACCCGGAUUGGUCCCCUGCUGCCAUCAAAUCCGCCCUCAUGACCACAUCUUUUUCUAUGGAUCCAAGGCAGCAAGCUGAUCUUGAAUUUGCAUAUGGUGCUGGUCACAUCAACCCUGCAGGUGCAAUCAACCCUGGACUAAUCUUUGAGGCUGACGAGGAAGAUUAUGUAAAUUUCCUAUGCAAACAGGGGUACAACAGCACCACUCUGAAACUUGUCACAGGGGAUAAUAAUACUUGUACAGGUAUAGUUCCUGGAAGAGGCUGGGAUCUCAACUAUCCCACCAUGGCAUUGUUCCUGGAAGAUGGUCAGGAAAUCAAUGCAGUUUUCACGAGAACAGUGACUAAUGUUGGCAAACCGUCGACCUACCAUUCCUUCGUGUACUUAUCGCAAUCAACUAUAUUUGAGGUUACACUGGAGCCAUCCACCCUUCUAUUCUCUUCUGCUGGGGAGAAGAAAUCGUUCACCGUUAAAGUAACUGGACCGAAGAUUACACAGCAGCCAAUCAUGUCAGGUGCUGUGGUUUGGGAAGAUGGUGUUCAUGAGGUGAAGAUGCCUCUGGUGGUCUACAACUAUAUUCCCCGAGCACCUUAUGGUCUUGGUGAUCAUCAGUCUACUGACUCCAGUGCAAAACUCAGUGGGGGAAAACCCAAUUUCCCAAUUUCUUCUAAGUUGCAGAAAAGUAGGAUUAAUGCACUCCGCGGCUGA
Molecule: messenger RNA, 2184 nt
Organism: Coffea arabica (coffee)
Lineage: Eukaryota; Viridiplantae; Streptophyta; Magnoliopsida; Gentianales; Rubiaceae
Source: RefSeq, a predicted model, not a curated record